GGCCACGCUUCCCAUUCCGUCUGCCCGAGGACUCAAGGACAGCGGGGGCGAGAAGGGACGCAUGGGGCUGCUCUCGGGCAGCAGGACUCGAGAUCGCUUGCGGGGGAAGCGCGGCAAAGCCCUGGGGAUACCACGCGGCUGGAAGGACCGACGCGCGCGCGGCCGCCGAUGCCUCCAUUGGCCAAAUCCAAUCCCCUGUGGCACGCACUGUCCCGUGGCCCCCGCCCUGAGAGUCCAUAGAGGAGGCCACCCCAGGAUCCCAGAUGAACAACCGGAAGGAAGAUAUGGAAAUCGCGUCCCACUACCGACACCUGCUGCGCGAGCUGAAUGAGCAGAGGCAGCACGGAGUGCUGUGUGACGUGUGUGUGGUGGUGGAGGGCAAGGUUUUCAAAGCCCACAAGAACGUCCUGCUCGGCAGCAGCCGCUACUUCAAGACGCUCUACUGCCAGGUACAGAAGACUUCUGAGCAGGCCACGGUCACGCACCUGGACAUCGUCACCGCCCAGGGCUUCAAGGCCAUCAUCGACUUCAUGUACUCUGCCCACCUGGCCCUCACCAGCAGGAACGUCAUUGAGGUGAUGUCGGCGGCUAGCUUCCUGCAGAUGACGGACAUCGUGCAGGCCUGCCAUGACUUCAUCAAGGCCGCGCUGGACAUCAGCAUCAAGCCAGAUGCCUCGGAUGAGCUCGAGGCAUUUGAGGUGGGUGCCCCGCCCGGUGGUGGUGCGGACGCCCUCAUCUCCGCUGUGAUGGCUGGGAGGAGCAUCUCCCCUUGGCUGGCCCGGCGCACGAGCCCCGCCAACUCCUCUGGAGACUCAGCCAUUGCCAGCUGUCACGAGGGCGGGAGCAGCUAUGGGAAGGAGGAUCAGGAGCCCAAGGCCGAAGGCCCUGACGACCUUGCCUCACAGCCACUGUGGCCUGGCGACGUGGGCUGCGGGCCCCUGCACGUCAAGGAGGAGCCGCUCUCACCGGCCCACUUUGGGGGCAGUGAGCCGCCUUCUGCCAUGGAUGGCACCAUUCAGAACUCCUUCUCAGAGCAGACUGCUGGGGAUGGCUGGCAGCCCACGGGCCGGAGGAAGAAUCGGAAAAACAAAGACACAGUCCGACACAUCACACAGCAGGUAGAGGAGGACAGCCGGGCCGGCUCCCCACUGCCAUCUUUCCUCCCGACAUCCGGGUGGCCAUUCAGCAGCCGUGACUCAAACGCGGAUUUGACCAUCGCUGAAGCCAGCAGCUCGGACAGCCGAGGGGAGAGGCCAGAGUUCCUCCCGCAUGUGGAUGAGGGGCUCCUGGGAGGAGAGGGCAGCUAUCUAGGCGCGCCCCUCACCCCCGAGAAGGACGACGCGUUGCAUCAGGCUACCGCUGUGGCCAACCUGCGGGCGGCGCUCAUGAGUAAGAACAGCCUGCUGGCCCUGAAGGCGGACGUGCUGGGGGAAGACAGCUCCCUGCUGCUGGAGUACCUGCCCAAGGGCGCCCAUUCCCUGUCCCUGAACGAGUUCACGGUCAUCAGGAAGAAGUUCCGCUGCCCCUACUGCAGCUUCUCGGCCAUGCACCAGUGCAUCCUCAAGCGGCACAUGCGCUCACACACUGGCGAGCGGCCCUACCCCUGCGAGAUCUGCGGGAAGAAGUUCACUAGGCGGGAGCAUAUGAAGCGGCACACGCUGGUGCACAGCAAGGACAAGAAGUACGUGUGCAAGCUGUGCAGCCGUGUGUUCAUGUCGGCCGCCAGCGUGGGCAUCAAGCAUGGCUCGCGGCGCCAUGGCGUGUGUGCCGACUGCGCAGGUGGCAGCAGGGCCGGGUCCCUGGAUGGUGGCGGUGCAGAGGGCUCCCCCGAGCUGUUCGCGGGUGACGGGCCAUACCUGGAGGACCCUGAGGACCCACGCGGUGAGGGCGAGGAGGAGCUGGGCGAGGACGAGGAUGACGUGGGCCUAGCCCCCGAGGACGCGCUGCUGGGGGAGAAGGAGGACGACGACUUGCCACAGGGGCCCCACAGCCCCACCGGGGGCGUGGACAAGGACUUUGCCUGGAUUUCCUAGGCCAGGCGAGCAAUGGGCUGCGGCCGCCCUCACCUGUGUGUGCCCCAGGUCCCUUCCCCUGCUGCCCCCAACCCCUUGUGGACAGCAACCUGGGGCUCUGAGGCGGCCGCCGCCCCAGCUAGCAGGGCUGGGGACACACACAGGGUGGAGGCGCAGAGUGGGUUUGAGCCUUGAGAGAGCCCGCAGCAUCUCCCCCAGCUGGGGCACGUGGCAGGCCUCAGGGGAGCCCAGGAGGCCGGCGGCCAGGAAGGGGCAGCGCUGGCCAGGGCCUCCUCUGUGGCCCUGAGGCCCGGGUCUGGGGGCUGUUAGGAGAGUUCCAUCGACCCCAGCCAUCCAGGGCUGAGUACCCACCCCCCGCCCCGCCCCUUGUCAGCAGCAGAGGGACUGCUGGCGGCUUGAGGGCUGUGCCUGUGAUGGCAGCCUGUGGGAUCCAGGUUGGGCGUCCACAAAGGCCUGCGGCCCUCCCACCUCUGGGCUUUGGUGCUCAACACACAGCAGCUGCCGACCUCGGCCAGGGCGCCCAGGUGCUAUCUCCCCACGGAGGCAGCGGGGUGGUCAGGCCCAGGUGCUCCCACUGCGGGCGCCUCCUCUUUCUCCGUGUGCACUUCUCUGAGGGCCGGGCUGGCCUGCCCCUCAGCCCCGCCGUCCUGCUGCGCCUAGGCCACUCCUGCUGACCCUCCCGGGCGGCUUGCCUUCCUUGCUGCUAACGCCGGAGGGUGUCCCUGACGCCCAUGCUGCUCACGCCGCCCGCGGGGGCCACCCCACUCCCCAGGUGCUCUGGGCCCCAGUUCCGUGAGUCGCUAAGGGAACUGAGGCCGGCACGUGAAAUGGUUUGUUCGGCAUUAUCUUCAGAGUUGUCUUUCCUUUGGCUUCUUCCCAAGCCUCACUGUCUUGUAAAUGAACUCAUCCACCCUUCUCUCUCUUUUCUGAGGGCCUGGGGUCCCACCUCGUGCCGUGAGGACGCUGCCCGCUGCCCGUCCUCAUCAGGCUGCCGGUCCAGCGCCAGCCUGUCUUCCUUAAGGCUCAUGACACAUGCAUUCUGUCCCCUGCACCUGCCUCUCUUGGGAGCCCCCGCGGGACGCCGAGUCAGGGCCCUGAGGUGCUGAGCUGGGGCUGGAGGAGAGCUGGACUGGGUUUUCUCUCUUCCCUUAGCCUGCAUCGAAUGGCUUCCCUGUGUUCCUGCCGGGUUCCCGCUCCUCUUUCUAGAUGGAGAAAGGCAAAUUCCACCAACCCCUCCCAGGUGGCUGCUGUAGGGGUGGCGGGGGCAGUCAGGGCUGGCUGCAGGCACCUGGAUGGUGCUGUCUUUGAAUCCCUGCCCAGGGGAGAAGUCACAGCUUCAUGUUUUGCUUUGUUUUAAACACCAUCAGCCAUGUUUUUCUCAGAAGAGGACUGUGCUCCCAUCCUCAGCUGUCGGCAUCCAUGAGGGAAGGGCUGGCCAGCGGGGGCAGGAGCCCAGGGUGAGGGGGCUCCAGGGCCCGCGCCCACUUCUGCCUUUCAUAGUGGGGCCUGUCUGAGCCACUCAGCGGGGUUCCCCAUUGUGUACCUUUCCCCCACUUUCUAACCCCUUUUAUAAACAAGACUUACUUUCUUAUCAGAUGCAUUUGGAAACCAGACCUUUGCUACCAAGCAUCUCUGGGUUUUGUACAGGGCCACCUCUGCGCCACUCUCAGGGCCUGCCCACUCCCGCUCUGGACCACCCUGGCUGACCCCUCCAGGGCCCUCAGUGCCACAGGGGCGUCUUCUCCCUCAAAACGAUACUUCACUGGGAAAUUCACCUCCCGCCCCUAAGCCCCCGUGUUAAUUCUCGUAUGAACUGGAUUUCAGAGAUGGAGGCAAACAUGAAGGGAAAGACAUGUAAUGAUUUUUUUUUUAAUCGUGGUCUUUUUUUCUUUUUCCAAAGCAAUGUUUAAACUAAUAAAUAUUUUUUUAUGAAGUGGAAAGCGUGUAGAUCACAUCUCACAUUUUUGUACCUUCCCAUGUAUGCGUCUGUGUUCGGCGUCUGCAUCACCAACGUGGAAGGUGGGCCAUCAGGCGGCUCGUUCUUUGGGGUAGGGGAGGGGAGGGGAACCAAGAUUUUGUAUCAAGCUCUGGAUCCUGACGGGGUUGUAUGUUUGGACUCUGGGUUUGGGAAUAGUCACAACACUGCCAGGACUGGAUAGGGACCUCGAUUGAAAGGACACAGCUACUGCUUCCAACUUUGCACAUCUUCCUUUUUAGAAAAGAGAACUCUUGAGAAAAUGCAAAAACUGGAACUUUUUGCAAUAUUAUAUGAAAGAUAAUCUUAUUUUCGCUCAUUCUGUGACAUGUGCAACUCUUACGAAAGCCAUACUUAAUGGUGUUUUUAUUUUUAGAUCCUAUAUUGUGUUUUGUACCCGGCCCUUUUUAGAACUUGUAGUGAGGGCGCUGUGUGUGUGCUUUUCUUAAAUAUUUAUUUUUUCAACAUGCUUUCAACCUGUCAACAAAAACAAAACAGACAAAAAAGGGCAGUGUUUGAAGAUUGUUGAUUUUUUUUCUGGGGAUAAUCUAUAUUAUAUCAACUUUAUAUUAACGACUAUAAACCUGUGUUUGUAUUGGAAAUGUGUUUCACAUUUGUGGGGGGUCUUUUGUAAUCCGUCGGUGGAACAUCAGGGCUGUUGCCUGUUUCCCUGGAGCCAUCGAUGCCAACAGCACCUCCUCCCUAGUGGUCUUGAGAUUCCUUACCUGCUGGGUGUGCUCUGGGACCCCUGUGGGUCUCAUCUCUGUGACGGGAUUAGUUAGAUAUUCUUGCAAAGCGAUCACUUUCAAUAAAUUGGGAAAUUGCUGCUUGA
Messenger RNA from Capra hircus (goat), 4840 nucleotides. RefSeq names its product zinc finger and BTB domain containing 46 (gene ZBTB46). The coding region runs from base 264 to 2033 and encodes 589 amino acids. The record is from RefSeq and is a predicted model, not a curated record. Gene Ontology annotation, molecular function: DNA-binding transcription factor activity, RNA polymerase II-specific; RNA polymerase II cis-regulatory region sequence-specific DNA binding; protein binding. Gene Ontology annotation, biological process: regulation of transcription by RNA polymerase II. Lineage: Eukaryota; Metazoa; Chordata; Mammalia; Artiodactyla; Bovidae. The transcript has 5 exons.